This is a messenger RNA of Elgaria multicarinata webbii, 3382 nucleotides long. RefSeq names its product cadherin 2 (gene CDH2). Gene Ontology annotation, biological process: synapse assembly; homophilic cell-cell adhesion; calcium-dependent cell-cell adhesion. Gene Ontology annotation, cellular component: postsynaptic specialization membrane; neuron projection; postsynaptic density. The transcript has 16 exons. Gene Ontology annotation, molecular function: calcium ion binding; cadherin binding. NCBI's taxonomy places the organism in Eukaryota, Metazoa, Chordata, Lepidosauria, Squamata, Anguidae. The coding region runs from base 206 to 2941 and encodes 911 amino acids. The record is from RefSeq and is a predicted model, not a curated record.
GAGGGAGAGAAGCAAAAGAAGCCAAGCUGCAGCCUAACCUGGAGCACAGCCGCCACUUCCUCCGAGGCAAACCCCGGGGAUCCUCCACCGGCCCCUCCCGUCUUUCCACCCUUGGCCCGAGACGCUCCGAGGGCCCCCCCGCGAUCCGUGGACUUUUCGCUCGCUCCCGUUUGUGCUUCUCUCUCCCUCCCCCCGCUUCGCCUCCAUGUGCCGGAUAGCGGGAGCGUCGCCGCGGAUCCUGCCGCCGCUGCUGUUGAUGGUGCUGGCGGCCCUGCAGCAGGCACCUAUAAAGGCAACUUGUGAAGAAGGCAAUACAUUAUGCAAGACUGGAUUUCCUGAAGACGUUUACAGUGCAGUCAUAUCCAGGGGAGUACACGAAGGACAGCCUCUUCUGAAUGUAAGGUUUAGAAGCUGUGAAGGAAGCAGAAAAGUCUAUUUUGAAAGCAGUGCGCCAGCCAAUUUUAGAGUGGGGGAAGAUGGUGUGGUGUAUGCAGCUAGAAGCUUUCAACUUUCUCCAGAACCUGCAGAAUUCCUACUAUAUGCUAACGACAAAGAAACUGAGGAACAAUGGCAAGUGGCGGUGAAACUAGCUCUGGAGCCAGAGGAUUCAGCGAAGGAGCAAAAGAAAAAUGAAGACAUUGUAUUUCCAAGACAGCAAAAUAAGCACAGUGGCCAUUUACAAAGGCAGAAACGAGACUGGGUCAUCCCUCCAAUCAACUUGCCAGAAAACUCCAGAGGACCUUUUCCUCAGGAAUUAGUUAGGAUCAGGUCAGAUCGAGACAAAAGCCUUUCCCUGCGAUACAGUGUUACUGGACCAGGAGCUGAUCAGCCCCCAACAGGCAUUUUUAUCAUCAAUCCCAUCUCAGGUCAACUGUCAGUGACAAAACCAUUAGAUCGGGAGCAAAUAGCUUCUUUUCACCUGAGGGCACAUGCUGUGGAUGUAAAUGGAAACCAGGUGGAGAAUCCCAUUGACAUUGUUAUUAAUGUCAUUGAUAUGAAUGACAAUAGGCCUGAGUUCUUACACCAGGUUUGGAAUGGGACAGUCCCUGAAGGAUCAAAGCCAGGAACCUAUGUGAUGACUGUUACUGCAAUUGAUGCUGAUGACCCAAAUGCAUUGAAUGGAAUGCUAAGAUACAGAAUCUUGUCACAAGCCCCAAGCACCCCUUCCCCAAACAUGUUUACAAUCAACAAUGAAACAGGUGAUAUUAUCACAGUUGCGGCUGGACUUGACCGAGAGAAAGUACAACAGUAUACAUUAAUAAUUCAAGCAACAGACAUGGAAGGAAAUCCAACAUAUGGUCUUUCAAACACAGCAACUGCCGUCAUCACAGUGACAGAUGUCAAUGACAACCCUCCAGAGUUCACUGCCAUGAUUUUCUAUGGUGAAGUCCCUGAAAAUAGAGUGGAUGUUAUAGUAGCUAAUCUGACUGUGACAGAUAAGGAUCAGCCCCACACUCCUGCCUGGAACGCCAAGUACCGAAUGACUAGUGGGGAUCCCACAGGCCGGUUUACCAUUCUCACUGAUCCAAACAGCAAUGAUGGGUUGGUAACUGUUGUAAAGCCUAUUGAUUUCGAGACCAAUAGUGUGUUUAUACUGACAGUAGCUGCAGAAAACCAAGUGCCUUUGGCUAAAGGAAUUCAGCAUCCUCCUCAAUCAACUGCAACUGUAUCCAUUACAGUUAUUGAUGUGAAUGAGAGCCCAGCUUUUGUCCCAGCCACGAAGACUGUGCGUCAGGAGGAAGGGCUGCCUGCUGGUAAUUUCUUAGCGACUUUCACUGCUCAAGACCCAGAUCGUUUCAUGCAACAGACUACUCUAAGAUACUCAAAACUCUCAGAUCCUGCCAAUUGGUUGAAGAUUGAUCCUUCUACUGCUCAGAUAACAACAAUUGGUGUUCUGGACAGGGAGUCACCACAUGUGAAAAAUAACAUGUAUAAUGCUACUUUCCUUGCUUCAGACAAUGGAAUCCCUCCCAUGAGUGGGACUGGCACGUUUCAGAUAUAUCUGCUUGACAUCAAUGAUAAUGCUCCCCGAGUGGAUCCCCAAGAAGCUAUAACCUGUGAAACACUACAGCCCAAUGCAGCAAACAUCACAGCGAUAGAUAAUGACAUUGAUCCAAAUGCCGGACCAUUUGCCUUUGAAUUGCCAAAUACUCCUCCCAGCGUUAAGAGAAACUGGACUAUUAUUCGUAUCAGUGGUGACCGUGCCCAACUAGCUUUGAAGAUUAAGUUCCUUGAAGCCGGACUCUACGAUGUUCCAAUAAUAAUAACAGAUUCUGGAAAUCCUCCCAAGUCCAGCACAUCUAUUCUGAAAGUGAAGGUUUGCCAGUGUGAUUUAAAUGGAGAAUGUACAGAAUCAGACAGGAUUGUAGGUGCAGGGCUGGGCACAGGUGCCAUCAUUGCAAUUCUCCUCUGCAUCAUCAUAUUACUCAUUCUAGUUCUCAUGUUUGUGGUUUGGAUGAAACGUCGUGAUAAGGAACGUCAGGCCAAACAGUUGCUUAUUGACCCCGAAGAUGAUGUAAGAGACAAUAUUCUGAAGUAUGAUGAAGAAGGUGGUGGAGAAGAAGACCAGGACUAUGACUUAAGUCAACUCCAGCAGCCAGACACUAUAGAACCAGAUACCAUCAAACCUGCUGGAAUAAGACGACUUGAUGAAAGGCCUAUCCAUGCAGAACCUCAGUAUCCGGUCAGAUCAGCAGCUCCUCAUCCUGGGGACAUUGGAGACUUCAUUAAUGAGGGACUUAAAGCAGCAGACAAUGACCCUACAGCCCCUCCUUAUGACUCCCUCCUAGUCUUUGACUACGAGGGGAGCGGUUCCACCGCUGGAUCUUUGAGCUCUCUCAACUCUUCAAGUAGUGGUGGCGAGCAAGACUAUGACUACCUAAAUGACUGGGGCCCACGUUUCAAGAAACUUGCUGAUAUGUACGGAGGCGGUGAUGACUGAAUGCCAAGGUGGCCGACGGUGCAUUUGGACAAGUACAAACCUUUCCACUGGUAUUCCCAACAAGCAUACAGAAGCUAGGCUUUAACUUUGUAGUCUACUAGCACAAGUGCUUGCUGAAGGCUUUGGCGUAGGCUGCAAACCUAUUUGGUUUCACUGGGAAUAUCAGUCAUCCAAUGCUGUUUGGAAAAAGGAAAACAAACAAUUGAGCUCAGUUACACUUGAAUUUUACAGUACAGAAGCACUGGGAUUUUAUGUGCCUUUUUGUACCUUUUUCAGAUUGGAAUUAGUUUUAUGUUUAAGGCUUUAAAUGGUACUGAUUUAUGAAAAGAUGAGACAAACCACAUUGGGGUGGGGAGAAAGAUCAAUCACCAAUAUGCUUCAACAUGCUUUUGUUACAUUGCAUUGCUUUUAUUAAAAUAAGGAAAUUGAAAAGAAAAAAAA